Molecule: messenger RNA, 768 nt
Organism: Acyrthosiphon pisum (pea aphid)
Lineage: Eukaryota; Metazoa; Arthropoda; Insecta; Hemiptera; Aphididae
Product: jerky protein homolog-like
Exons: 2
Coding region: 1-768 (255 amino acids)
Cellular component (GO): nucleus
Molecular function (GO): DNA binding
Source: RefSeq, a predicted model, not a curated record
AUGUCCGUCAUAGACAAAGUUAUGGGGUAUAAAAAAGCAUCAUCAGCUUAUGGUGUGCCUCAAACUACUCUUGAAAAUAGAGUAAAAAAAAGAGGAACUGGUGAACCAUGUAUUGAAAAUGGAAGAAGUGCUAUAUGGGUUAACUAUCAGAGACAUACGUUAGCAUUUCAACUGGCUGAAACUAAUAAGUUACCAAACAACUUCAAUAAAGUCAACCAAUUAGCAGGAAAAGCUUGGAUAUAUGGUUUCUUUAAAAGACAUCCCAUAUUAUCACUUCGUACGCCUGUAAGAACAUCAGCUAGUCGUGCUCAAGGAUUUAACAAGAUAACUGUUGAUAAAUUUUUUAAUCUAUUAAAUAGUUUGUAUGAAAAAUACCAGUUUUCACCUGAUAAAAUAUUUAACGUUGAUGAAACUGGUAUUACAACUUGUCCAAAGAAAAUGUCAAAAAUUGUUGGUCAAUGUGGUAAAAAACAGAUUGGUGGUAUUACAUCAGGUGAACGUGGUGUAUUAACAACUAUUAUUAUGUGCAUGAACGCAGCUGGAAAUUAUAUGCCACCACAUUUUAUUAUACCUCGACAAAGAUCAGUGCCUGCUAUUUUGGAUGAUGCUCCACCUGGAUCUACCGUUUCUUUUCACCCUUCAGGAUGGAUUCAAACUUAUAUAUUUAAUGACUGGUUUGAUGAGUUUUUAUUAUUUUCAAAUCCAUCAGCAGAUAAACCUGUGCUUUUGUUAUUGGAUGGACAUGCCACUCCAUGUCAAGAAUAUUGA